AACGUGGCUGCUCCACCCACUUUUACGUGCACUUUAAAGAAGAACAGUGCCAACGCGUACUCCUCAACUUAGGAUAAAGGGGUGUACUCAAGCAGAAAUCACUGCAGGCUUGGGAGAAUAUGCAGCUGCUCUUUUUAGGGACACUUGCCCUGUUCGUUGGGGUCACAGUUGCUGUGCCUGCACAGGAGAAGCGUGUACAUCAUAAGCCUGACCUCAGCGACCAUGUUCACGAUGAUGCCCAUGGAUACCAGUAUGACCACGAGGCCUUCCUGGGCAAAGAGGAAGCCAAGACCUUUGACCAGCUAAGCCCUGAGGAGAGCAAAGAGAGACUAGGAAAAAUCGUGGAUAGGAUUGACACAGAUAAGGAUGGCUUCAUCAGUCAUGCUGAGCUACACUACUGGAUCAAGCACAGACAGAGGAGGUACAUCGAGGAGAAUGUGAACAAGCACUGGAAAGAGUACGACCAGAACAAAGAUGGCAAGAUUGGCUGGAUCGAGUACAAGAACACCACCUAUGGAUAUUAUAUGGAUACAGAGUUUGAUGAUGUGGAAGAUAAGGCGAGUUACAAAGCCAUGCUCACUAGAGAUGAAAGACGAUUCAAGUCCGCAGACCGAGACGGUGACGGUGUUGCUACCAGAGAAGAGUUCACUGCCUUCCUCCAUCCAGAGGAGUUUGACUACAUGAGAGACAUUGUGAUACAGGAAACAAUUGAAGACAUUGACAAAAAUGGUGAUGGCAAGAUUGAUCUGCAGGAAUACAUUGGGGACAUGUACACCCCUGAAAGUGGAGAGAGUGAACCGGAUUGGGUCACAACAGAAAAGAAACACUUUUCGGAGUUCAGAGACAUGAACAAGGAUGGUUAUCUUGAUGCCAGUGAAGUAUCUCAUUGGAUCCUGCCUACAGAGGUUGACCAUGCUGAUAAUGAGGCCCGGCAUCUCAUUCAUGAAACUGAUAAAGACAAUGAUGACAAAAUCACAAAGAAGGAGAUUCUGGCAAACUGGAACAUGUUUGUCGGGAGCCAAGCGACUAAUUACGGAGAGGAUCUCACCAAAAGACACGAUGAACUUUAAUGCUGGGAUAUCUGGGUGCAGGGGAGGGCAUUAUAUUUGGGGGGUAGGCAAGAAGACUGAAUAUGAAAAUAAAAGCUAGUUAAAAUAAAAUAAAAUUCAAAAUAUGAAAAUAAAAGUUAGGGGUUAGGCUUCAGUGAAGGCUACAGUUGAGGUCAAAAGUUUACACACACCUUGCAGAAUCUGCAAAAUGGUAAUUAUUUUACCAAAAUAAUUUAUUUAGUUCUGACCUGAUUAUGAUAUUUGACAUAAAAGAGAAAAUAAUAGUUGAAUUUAUAAAAAUGAGCCUGUUCAAAUUGAGGGAAAGGGUUCAAAUACACAAAAAUGCUGAAAAACCAGCAAAUCUGUGGGACAUGAAGGAUUUUUCUGAAGAACAGCAGGCAGUUUAACUGUUCAGGACAAACAAGGGACUCAUAAACAACAAUCACUAAACAAUAAAACACAGCUGUGUAUCAUUCAGUUUUAAGAAUCAAGCGUAUGUAAACUUUUAAAUGGGGUCAUUUUUAUAAAUUUAACUAUGAUUUUCUCUUGUGGCCUAUAUGUAUAUGUCUUUUAUGUGAAAUACUUUAUUCAGGUCAGUACGAAAUAACAUGCAUUUUGUAUGAUCCCUCUUAUUUGGG
This is a messenger RNA of Labeo rohita (rohu), 1687 nucleotides long. RefSeq names its product reticulocalbin 3, EF-hand calcium binding domain (gene rcn3). Gene Ontology annotation, cellular component: endoplasmic reticulum. Bases 120 to 1070 code for a protein of 316 amino acids. Gene Ontology annotation, molecular function: calcium ion binding. The record is from RefSeq and is a predicted model, not a curated record. The transcript is spliced from 8 exons. Lineage: Eukaryota; Metazoa; Chordata; Actinopteri; Cypriniformes; Cyprinidae.